Messenger RNA from Rhinopithecus roxellana (golden snub-nosed monkey), 951 nucleotides. RefSeq names its product somatotropin-like. Gene Ontology annotation, cellular component: extracellular region. Lineage: Eukaryota; Metazoa; Chordata; Mammalia; Primates; Cercopithecidae. Gene Ontology annotation, molecular function: growth hormone receptor binding; hormone activity. The transcript is spliced from 4 exons. The coding region runs from base 97 to 843 and encodes 248 amino acids. The record is from RefSeq and is a predicted model, not a curated record. Gene Ontology annotation, biological process: positive regulation of tyrosine phosphorylation of STAT protein; positive regulation of receptor signaling pathway via JAK-STAT; positive regulation of growth.
AGGGUAUAAAAAGGACCCACAGGAGACCACCUCCAGGAUCCCAAAGUCCGACUGCCGGAACCACUCAGAGUCCUGUGGACAGCGCACCUAGCUGCAAUGGCUGCAGGCUCCCGGACAUCCCUGCUCCUGGCUUUUGCCCUCCUCUGCCUGCCUUGGCUUCAAGAGGCUGGUAGGGUCCCAAGCGUACCCUUAUCCAGGCUUUUUGACCACGCUAUGAUCCAAGCCCAUCGCCUGCACCAACUGGCCUUUGACACCUACCAGGAGUUUGAAGAAACCUAUAUCCCAAAGGAAAAGAAGCAUUCGAUCAUGGAGAACCCCCAGGCCUCCUUCUGCUUCUCAGAGUCUAUUCCCACACCCGCCAACAGGGAGGAAACGCAGCAGAAAUCCGUGAGUGGAUGCCUUCUCCCCCAGGCAGGGAUGUGGGAGGCCCAUGGUCAGAGCCUCUGUACAGCACAGCCACUGUGUGUCCUUCCCCUGCAGAACCUAGAGCUGCUCCGCAUCUCCCUGUUGCUCAUCCAGUCAUGGCUGGAGCCCGUGCAUUUACUCGGGAGUGUGUUUGCCAACAACCUGGUGUAUGGCACCUCGGAAAGCGAUGUCUAUGACCUCCUAAAGAACCUAGAGGAAGGCAUCCAAACGUUGAUGCGGAGGCUGGAAGAUGGCAGCCCCCGGACUGGGCAGAUCUUCAAGCAGACCUACAGCAAGUUUGACACAGACUCGCACAACGAUGAUUCACUGCUCAAGAACUAUGGGCUGCUCCACUGCUUCCGGAAGGACAUGGACAUGGUCGAGACAUUCCUGCGCAUGGUGCAGUGCCGCUCUGUGGAGGGCAGCUGUGGCUUCUAGGUGCCCACAUGGCAUCCUGUGACCCCUCCCGAGUGCCUCUCCUGGCCCCGGAUGGUGCCACUCCAGUGCCCACCAGCCUUGUCCUAAUAAAAUUAAGUUGUAUCAUUU